GUAAUAUGUUCAGCGAAUUCGGACGAAGUUUGUUUUUCAAAAAUAUCUUAUAAAGCUGGUAGGGGUUACCCAGACGCUGGAUCGUUAGAAGGCGUCGUUGCAGUUUGUGCCGAACAACAUUAGUCAACGAACACGACGCUCCUUGCGCCGAAGUUAGGAGUCAAACCAUUUGUAGUCACUUGCAGAGGAGAACAGCGAAAGAACCAGCAUCAUCAUGUUCCGGAAUCACUUUGAUAUGAUCGGCAGAAAUGAAACACCGUCGAAAAAAGCUAAAUUUUGGCAAUCCUUUGUUCGCUCCCUUAAGGGAUCCGAUGACAUAAGGGCAACAGAUCCAAUCCACACCAGACCACGUGGAAUCUUCAGACCAAUCAGCGAAAUCCCCGAAUGGCCUUUCUCAAAAUCCAUCUACGAUGACCCCAUCGCAGCUGGUGACCGUAUCCAGGUUCCCGGCUACAGGUACGACCCUCUGCACAGGGACACUUAUGGUUACUCCCCACGCAAAAUCUUCCCACACAACUAUGGUUCACUGGACAGAUACCGGCCUGUGUUCCAUAUAACGAAACCAAAACCCUUCGAUGCCGAUAGAGCUUGGUCCGAACAUUUAGAUCGUGUUGGAAAGCGCGAUCCUACCCAGUGGCCAACCAUCUUCCACACCACUUAUCCCUUCAGUCGCUACCCACUCUACCUCGUCUACAGCAAGAGACCACCCCCAGCUGCAGACAAAUACGACCCCCAUAGGGCUUGGCUCGAUCAUUUGGACAGACUCGCCGAGCUGGACAAACUGUACCCCUCGUUGUGGCCAGCAUUUGGAAGCUCCAGACUUUCUCCAACUCCAAUCAAGAUUGGUCAAUUUGCUCCACGUCCCUCAGAAGUAGGAUUCAACUACGCAGGUCAGCCCAUAUACAAUUUGGCCGGUUUCCCAAGAGCAAGUAAGAGACUGUUCAAUGAUCUUUUGAAUCCCUCCCCCUCCCUCCCAAUUUCUGCCGUGACCCGAGACCCCUUCUGGUGGGAUUCCCCCCUAUUGAGACCACUAUCAUUGUUCAACCCUUGGGGGAAGUCACCCUUCUACCUCCGUGACUCGUACCUCUCCCCUGUCAAGAGGACGUACCUGUGGGAUAAACACCCCAUCAGGCCGUUCGCUGCUGUUUACUAAGGGGGAAGUUUAUGGUCGAAAAAUAAACUGACUGACACACAAAUGAGCUUCAAAAACCAGAAGAAGAUCUAUUCAAGGAAAGUGUUCAUUUUUGAUCAAAUUAUUUCUCUCAUUAUAAAAUAAGUGCCUUAAAAUAUACAACUAAUAUUAUUUGAGUGAAUGGAUAGAAGGCAAAAUUUAUUUAUUUUAUUUUUUAUAUUUGAUCUUGCAUCUUACUUCCGACUCUAAUAUACUAGAAGAAAACGUGUCUCGCAUUCCAUCUGAGUCAAUCGAAGUGAGAUUUUCAAGAGUCAAAAUUUUUGUUCGUUCACAGAUGUGGUCAAUGAAUAAUAAAUAUUAUUAUGUAUUAAA
Molecule: messenger RNA, 1504 nt
Organism: Coccinella septempunctata (seven-spotted ladybird)
Lineage: Eukaryota; Metazoa; Arthropoda; Insecta; Coleoptera; Coccinellidae
Exons: 6
Coding region: 215-1153 (312 amino acids)
Source: RefSeq, a predicted model, not a curated record